AUUAACUGGGUCUCAUAUUCACUCACCAACAUAAAAUCCAAACAACGACGUAGUGGUAAAAAUGCUUAAGAGAGAACAAAAGAGAAACUAUAACGAUUUUUCGGAGUACCGUUAGUCUUAUAUGUAGUCUUUUCUCUUAUGGAUGCUGCAGUACUUUUAUCUCGCUGCAAAUUUGGUGAGAGAUGGACAUUAAAUGUUGUGGAUGGUUCCUUUUCACUGCUAGUCCUGCUUCCUUCAUUGUUGUUGUGUUACUGUUUCUGCAUUUUCUGCUAUCGCCGUACAAGAAGUAAUUUUCAGAAGGCUUAUCAUGGAUAUAUCAGUCAGCUCAUUGGUAAUGCUAAGAACAGACGUAGGAACGUUUUAAGAAAAAAUCAACAUUACUUUAAAAAUAGUUUUGUUUAUAUAAUUGUGAAAUUUAUUUUACGUAGUAAAUGGCCUCGCAAGAAUAAAAAAAAAUUAUUAAAUAAAGUGUCUAAGAAGUUGUGAAUAAUUGUAUUUGGCAAUAUAAUUAUUAGUUUUUUCGUGAAUGUUAAGUUCCCGUAUUCCCUAAAUCCCGUAUAAUGUAUUCGGUAACUAUAAGCUCAUGCAUUGUUGGACUUGGCCAAGCAUUUAAAUUGUUAAAUGAUGAAGUGUAUGUUACAGCUUCCUGGAUUAAGAAAUUAUUCUUAAGAAAUUAAGAAAUUAAAAUUAUUCAAUAAUCAUAAGUGUUUUAUGUUUCCAAAGUAAUCGUUUUCGUAGAACAAAAACAUGCGUAGAUUAAGAAAAACCAUAAUUUUUGCUGCUUGUGUGGCUCUAUUUUGGACCGCUCCAGCACACCCUAAUAGUCCUUAUGCUCAGGAAACAGUAUCCGUGUUUAUACCCGGAGACAUUAUUCUUGGUGGGCUGUUUCCAGUGCACGAAAAAGGUGAUGCCUCACCAUGUGGACCAAAGGUAUAUAAUAGAGGAGUUCAGCGCUUGGAGGCAAUGCUAUAUGCAAUAGAUCGGGUUAAUAAUGACACCAACAUAUUACCAGGAAUAACGAUAGGUGUCCAUAUAUUAGACACGUGUUCACGAGAUACUUAUGCUCUUAAUCAAUCGCUGCAAUUCGUACGCUCUUCACUUAACAAUCUCGAUACAUCAGCUUUUGAGUGUUUAGAUGGAUCUAGCCCUCAACUAAAAAAAAACACAUCAUCCGGACCUGUAUUUGGAGUUAUCGGCGGGUCCUAUAGUUCAGUGUCUUUACAGGUGGCCAAUUUAUUGCGCCUUUUUCAUAUUCCACAAAUAUCUCCGGCAUCAACGGCAAAAACAUUGUCAGAUAAAUCACGAUUUGAUCUGUUUGCUAGAACUGUGCCACCAGAUACAUUUCAAUCUGUUGCACUAGUGGAUAUUGUUAAAAAUUUUAACUGGUCUUACGUAUCCACCAUUCAUUCGGAAGGAUCUUAUGGAGAAUAUGGUAUUGAAGCAUUUCACAAAGAAGCUUCUGAGCGUAACGUUUGCAUAGCAGCAGCCGAAAAAGUGCCUAGCGCUGCAGAUGAUAAAGUUUUUGACUCAAUUAUAAGUAAGCUAAAAAAAAAACAAAAUGCGCGGGGAGUUGUGCUUUUUACACGGGCCGAAGAUGCACGUGGAAUUCUUCAAGCAGCAAAGCGUGGCAAUUUAUCCCAACCAUUUCAUUGGAUUGCCAGUGACGGCUGGGGAAAGCAGCAAAAGUUACUGGAGGGAUUAGAAGAAAUUGCAGAGGGCGCAAUUACAGUAGAGCUUCAAUCAGAGAUAAUAGAAGAUUUUGAUAGGUAUAUGAUGCAGUUAACUCCAUAUUCAAAUCAACGAAACCCAUGGUUUGUAGAAUUUUGGGAAGAUACCUUUAAUUGCGACGUUCAAUCGAACUCGCUAAAAAUAGAUUCUAUAAGCGAAUAUAAUUCCACUGGUGCGAAAAAGAAUGAAAAAUCCAGAGGAAAAUGUGAUGUUACCUUGAGGUUAUCAGAAAAAGUUGGUUAUGAGCAAGAAUCAAAGACUCAGUUUGUUGUGGAUGCCGUUUACGCAUUUGCUUAUGCACUGCAUAAUUUACAUAACGAUCAGUGUAACACGCAAAGCGACCAAACAUCAGAAAAGGGAAAACAUCAACAUAGCGAAUCUGUUUGGUAUCCGAAGAUAUCAAGAAAUAGCAAGACUCAAGCGUGUCCAGAUAUGGCAAAUUACGACGGAAAGGACUUUUACAACAAUUACCUGUUAAAUGUGUCAUUUAUUGAUCUUGCUGGCAGCGUAGUUAAAUUUGAUCGUCAAGGCGAUGGAUUAGCCAGAUAUGAUAUUUUAAAUUAUCAACGUCUUAAAAACUCCUCGGGAUAUCAAUAUAAGGUAAUCGGAAAAUGGUUUAAUGGAUUGCAACUUAAUUCCGAGACUGUUGUCUGGAAUAAAGAUGUUGAGCAACCCUCUUCCGCCUGUUCAUUACCUUGUGAAGUUGGAAUGAUUAAAAAACAGCAGGGGGAUACUUGUUGUUGGAUAUGUGACAGCUGCGAACCGUACGAAUAUGUUUAUGAUGAGUUUACAUGUAGAGAUUGUGGCCCUGGACGUUGGCCAUAUCGAGAUAAACUUUCGUGCUAUGCAUUGAACAUUCAGUAUAUUCGCUGGAAUUCAUUAUUUUCUGUUAUUCCAAUGGCUAUAGCCAUACUUGGAAUAUUGGUAACAAUCCUGGUUAUAGUUUUAUUUGCAAGAAAUCACGAUACACCAUUGGUGAGAGCAUCCGGUAGAGAGCUAAGCUAUACUCUCCUUUUUGGAAUACUAGUUUGCUAUUUUAAUACUUUCGCGUUAAUAGCAAAGCCAACAAUUGGAUCUUGUGUGGUGCAGAGGUUUGGAAUAGGCGUAGGCUUUUCCAUUAUAUAUAGCGCUCUUUUAACAAAAACUAAUCGAAUUUCACGUAUAUUUCAUUCUGCAUCAAAAUCAGCCCAGCGUCUUAAGUAUAUAAGUCCUCAAUCGCAAGUCGUCAUAACCGCAUCUCUUAUUGCAAUUCAAAUAUUAAUCACAAUGAUUUGGAUGAUUGUGGAGCCACCUGGAACUCGUUUUUAUUAUCCUGAUCGUAAAGAAGUUAUACUCAAAUGCAAAAUACAGGACAUGUCCUUUCUCUUUUCGCAACUGUAUAAUAUGAUUCUGAUAACAAUUUGCACAGUUUAUGCAAUUAAGACCCGAAAAAUACCGGAAAACUUCAAUGAGUCUAAGUUUAUUGGAUUUACUAUGUACACUACGUGCAUUAUUUGGCUGGCAUUUGUACCCAUAUACUUUGGCACCGGAAACUCUUAUGAGAUUCAAAUAACGACAUUGUGCAUUUCAAUAAGUCUUAGUGCUUCCGUUGCUCUUGUAUGCCUAUAUUCACCAAAGGUUUAUAUUCUUAUUUUUCAUCCGGACAAAAACGUGCGAAAGUUAACAAUGAAUAGCACCGUAUAUAGAAGAUCGGCUGCAACUGGAGCACAUUGUGGACCAAGUAGCUCUGGAUAUAGUCGCACACAAACACCUGGAACUGUCGCGCCUACAGGAAUACAAACAUCGGGUAUAAGGCAAUUACAUAAAAGUGCAAGCCCAAUUGAAUUUUCAUGCCAAGAUGAUAUGGUUCAAAAUCUCAGUGAAAAGAAAAGUGAAGAAAAUCUUCCAGAAGAAUGUGAUUCUGUCGAACCAAAUUGUAGGCAGUAACACAUACACAGUCAAUAAAAUCUGUUAAUUGAUUAAUUUUUACACAAUCAUGGAGGUUAUGAAGUAUGGUGUUUUUGUUACCAAUAAUAUUAAACUUUAAGAAAUUUCAGUUUUUAUCAGUUUUAAUAUAAUGGUUGUACAUUAUAUACUACUAUACUACUACUAGCAUAUUUACAAAUUCUUGAACAUGUAUGCAUGACCUUCAUAAAAACUUACCGAUUUGGCUUUGAUAUAUAUUAAUUCUGAAAAUUGUUA
Drosophila bipectinata is the source of this 3909-nucleotide messenger RNA. RefSeq names its product metabotropic Glutamate Receptor (gene mGluR). The record is from RefSeq and is a predicted model, not a curated record. Gene Ontology annotation, biological process: G protein-coupled glutamate receptor signaling pathway; regulation of synaptic transmission, glutamatergic. Gene Ontology annotation, molecular function: group II metabotropic glutamate receptor activity. Gene Ontology annotation, cellular component: plasma membrane. Lineage: Eukaryota; Metazoa; Arthropoda; Insecta; Diptera; Drosophilidae.